Messenger RNA from Corythoichthys intestinalis (scribbled pipefish), 3387 nucleotides. It is a transcript of the gene hs3st1, whose product is annotated as heparan sulfate (glucosamine) 3-O-sulfotransferase 1. Gene Ontology annotation, molecular function: [heparan sulfate]-glucosamine 3-sulfotransferase activity. The record is from RefSeq and is a predicted model, not a curated record. Lineage: Eukaryota; Metazoa; Chordata; Actinopteri; Syngnathiformes; Syngnathidae. The transcript is spliced from 2 exons. The coding region runs from base 331 to 1248 and encodes 305 amino acids.
AAGAGAGAGAGGGGAGCAGAGGAGGAGCAGUCAAGGUACUGACAUUCCGCCGGAGGAAACUCUCUAUCCCGUCAAAACUGGCUCCCUCUCCCCCACGGAGGUGACGCUCUCCUCGGCGUGAGCGCACAAACGAGUAGAGCGUUUGGGAAAGAAGUACACACAAGAUGCAAGGCAUCAAUUCCUCCUCGUAUGGACUUGAGUAGAUACAAAAGAGAGGCCCAGACUGUUUAUGCUCUUCACUACUCCAGUUGAAUCUGACCGGCUUUCGAUGUGGGAUCCAGUUUUGUUGCUCUCGCCAGGCUGAAAUCCUCCAGGGUCAGGACCUCGCUCAUGGCGGCCCUGCUUCUCGGGCUGCUGCUCUUUGCCAUGCAUUCCCCCACCGUCCCCUCAUCUGGGCCACUGGUGGAAGCCGAGGGACCGCCUAGCGCCCUUUCUCCGGCAGACAACGGCACAGCGGGCCACCCCAACGGGACUGCUCAGCAGCUCCCACGCAUCAUCAUCAUAGGCGUGAGGAAAGGCGGGACACGAGCCCUGAUUGAGAUGCUUAGCUUGCACAGCUCCGUGGCGGCGGCCCAGAAUGAGGUGCACUUCUUUGACUGGGAAAGUCACUUCCAGAAGGGCUUGCCUUGGUACCGCAGCCAGAUGCCAUUCGCCUUCCCCAAUCAGAUCACAGUGGAGAAGACGCCUGCCUACUUCACCUCCGCCAAAGUCCCCAAGCGGAUCCACCAGAUGAACCCGGAUGCCAAGCUGCUGCUCAUCCUCAGGGACCCCACGGAGCGCGUGCUAUCGGACUACACGCAGGUUUUUUACAACCGGCUCCAGAAGCACAAACGCUACCAGCCCAUCGAGUCGGUGCUGGUCAAGGACGGCGAAAUCAACCUGGGCUACAAAGCGCUUAACCGCAGUUUAUACUAUGUGCACAUGCAGAACUGGCUGCAGUAUUUCCCACUAGAGAGCAUCCAUGUGGUGGACGGCGACCAGCUCAUCAGGGACCCCCUGCCUGAGAUGACGAAGGUGGAGCGCUUCUUGAGGCUGGAGCCGCAGAUCAAUGCCUCCAACUUCUACUUUAACAAGACCAAGGGAUUCUACUGUUUGCGGGAGCACGGGAGGGAGCGAUGCUUGCAUGACUCUAAGGGCAGGGCACACCCUCGCGUAGCCCCCGCCAUCCUGCAGAAACUCUACCAGUUCUUUCACCAACCCAAUAGGAAGUUCUUUGAGCUUGUGGGUCGAACGUUCGACUGGAAGUAAAAACUUUCGCUUUCGGUAUUAACAGAGUUGAUGAGCACACCACUAAAUCUAUUUUUAUACAUGCUGCAACUACUCAUGAAAAAAUGAGAAUACUUGGUUUUGUUUGUUUUUUUGUUUAGGUGAAAUUUUAGAAUGAACCUAAAAUCCACUUGAACCUUUAGAGGCAAACAUUGAUAUUUUCAGGCACAGCUUUCCAAAGUGUAAGUACUUUUAGUUGCACAAAUAAUGUUUCUCUAUCAAGGACCUGAAUGGAAAAACUUGCAAUAAGUCUUUGAUUUAAGAAUCGGCCAGUACAUUACCCGUUUCACCUAAUAUUCCCCUUCUUCAUGCAGUUCAAAAUUUGGCAUUAAUCGACAAUACAAGUUCAUUGUGCGGCAUAACAAGGAGGUUCUUAGAUCAAAUUGAUCAAACACAGUUUUUCGAAUCAUGCCAGUCAGUAUGCCUUGUUAGAAAACUUUGAGUUGUAUUAAAACUAGGGGUGUCAAACGAUUAAAAUUUUUUAUCGAGUUAAUUACAACUCAAAAAUUAAUUAAUCGUAAUUAAUCGCAAUUAAUCGCAAUUCAAACCAUCCAUAAAAUAUGCCAUAUUUUUCUGUAAAUUAUUGUUGGAAUUUAAAGAUAAGACCGAGAUGGAUAUAUACAUUCAACAUACGGUACAUAAGUACUGUAUUUCUUUAUUAUAACAAUAAAUCAACAAGAUGGCAUUACCAUUAUUAACAUUCUGUUAAAGCGAUCCAUGGAUAGAAAGACUUGUAGUUCUUAAAAGAUAAAUAUAAAUAAUAAAUAAAUAAAACAUAUAAAAAUUUAUAAAAAUUUAUAGAAAAUAAAUAAAAGAUAAUAACUAAUACAAGUUAUAAAAAUUUUAUAUUAAAACCCCUCUUCAUGUUUUCGUUUUAAUAAAAUUUGUAAAAUUUUCAAUCAAAAAAUAAACUAGUAGCCCGCCAUUGUUGAUGUCAAUAAUUACUUACACAAUGCUCAUGGGUGCUGAACCCUAUAAAAUCAGUCGCACCCAAGCGCCAGCAGAGGGCGGCAAAACUCCGAAACACACAACAAGUACACCUUUCACUUUGCUGUCCUUUUAAUUCUUUUUGAGCGGGGCAUUUGUGCAUUAAUUACGUCAAAUAUUUUAACGGGAUUAAUUUAAAAAAUUAAUUACCGCUCGUUAACGCGAUAAUUUUGACAGCCCUAAUUAAAACUAAACAUUAACACUGCGAGGUUUAAAUUUAUUUAAACAUCAUAGUGGAUUUUAGGUUCAUCCUGACAUUUCAUGCAAAUGUUAAAUAUUCCAAACUUUUAAUGAAUAAAGUAUGGAUGUUUGUUUUAUCAACUCUCUCAAUGCAAGUAGUUUGCUGUUGUUGUUGCUAUCUUAUCAAACAUAGCUUCAUUUUCCUGAACUCAAUUAACCUGACCUGAAGGGCAUCCACCUGCUGUGAUGGGUGGGUUCCUUCAGUCCCUUCCCGGACAAAGAGCACAUUGCAUUCAUCUUGCCACAGCAGAUUUUGUUUGUAUUUAAUAACUGUGUUCAUGAGAUUUAACUGAUUUUCAAGUUACUUUUGUUCAGGUUUAUUUUUCACAUGAAGCAGUUAUACAAUUACACUUGUGCACAUUCAUUUGCAAAUUAUGACUGUACUGUAAAAAUCUGUCUGGCAAGAAUUUUAUAGGAUUCCAAACAAAUGGCCUUUGGCGAUAAUAAAACCAUAUCUCGCUCGACCCUUCUAGACCCAGGACCAUAAUAACUGCUUUCAUUUGUUUGUUUUACAUUUUUUCACACCCUCUGCAAAAUGAAUACCUCAUUUAAUGUGAUAAAGGAAUGAACACUUCAUUUCAGUUGUGACGGGAGCAUCUCCAAACAUUUACAACUCCUGGUGUCUUAUUGUCUUAUUGUCUUAAUGUUUGAACCCCCAUUAAAACAUUUUCAAUCCACCAUGUCAGCCAUGCUUGCAGAAUGUUCUGUGGCAAUUUUUAUGAAGUGUGUGCCGAAUAUAUUCAUUCUGCUGUAAAAUGGUCCAGUCUAGCGCUCAAUAUUUUAUUUGAUUUCCUUAUAAUUUGUGGUGGGAUCAUUGUUGCCUGUAAAUAGACUUUUAUAAGAUUAAUAAUUAAUACUACAAUAAAGAGCUUUAUUAUUUUCAGCUUGUGUAUC